Messenger RNA from Zingiber officinale, 2752 nucleotides. RefSeq names its product protein RICE SALT SENSITIVE 3-like. The coding region runs from base 1451 to 2530 and encodes 359 amino acids. The transcript has 7 exons. The record is from RefSeq and is a predicted model, not a curated record. Lineage: Eukaryota; Viridiplantae; Streptophyta; Magnoliopsida; Zingiberales; Zingiberaceae.
GCUUGUAAUGCGAUGAAUAAAGAAAAAAUAUUGUCACCCAUGUCAAUCAUAUAAACUCUCCACUUGGUUGGUAUGUGAUGCGAUGAAUAACAAAUUAAAUUUAGCUUCGUGGAUGUAUAACCAAUAUGGCUCCUUGAAAUUCAAGUCUAAAGUGCAAAUUGAUAUAUUUUCUAAGAUGAAAGCCAAAAGGAUAUAAAAUUGAUGUGUCAAAUUAACUUUUCUUUUCCAUUAUGCAACUGUUAAAAUUAUAGAUGAUCUAGUUUGAACAAGCAUGACAUGUGCAUUUAGAAGCCUACGAACUCCUCAAUAAUUGAAUUUCACAAUAGCUACAUGUCAAGCUAUGCUUCUUAGAACGGGAGUCCUAUAGAUGACAUGGACUCUCUAUAGGAACAUUUUUUUUUCAAAAGAGAUCUCUUUUCAAUCAUCUAGUCAAAAUUUAAUUUUGACCAUGGAUGGCUAUUUAAAUUAAGGUCAGUAUCAAUAACCAAGAUUAAAGUUUAACUGAAUUACUACUUUAAUGAGGACAUUUCAUAGAAAAAAUAUAAAUUCAGACUUGAUUAAUUUGACCUUCUAAUGAUUUUAAUACUAAGGACACAAACUGUAAUAAUUUAUCAGUCAUUUGUUAUUGAAUAAACAACUCAUCGGUGAUGAUUGACGCUAAGUUGAUAUACCGCAAGAGAACUGCCUGAAAUUAGAGUUUACGCUUGCUUCCUUUCUAAAAUUGAGUUCUAUAUAUGUUAUUAUCACGCAGAUUUGACAAGGAGAGAGUGCUUUGCUUUGUCGGCCAACAAGGCAGCAUGAACUUUCAGUUUCCCUUUUUCUAAUCAACUUAUUUUCACAUGCACGAAAUCUUCAUGUAUGAGAUAAGAUGAGACAUUACGUUUCAUCUCCACUCACAUUACUGCUUUUCUUGGUGCCCAAGUGAGCUUCAAAAAGUCCUCUUUUUAGCUGUUCCAAAAAAUAGAGAGAUUCCAGUGUGAUGAUGAUAAAAGUGACUUGCAUGCAAAAUUUUGCUUGGAUUAUUAUUAUUUUUUUCACUCAGUUUCAAUUACAGAGGACUAGUGCAUGAAGGAAAGUCUAAUACUGAACAGUCUUUUUAAUUCAUAGAAAAAAAAAAUUGAUUUGUACGUAUGUUUUUCAAUUAUGAACAGCUUUAAUCUUAAUGGUGGGUCUGCUGUGUGGCCUCACUCCAGAGUGGGCUCUGCCUAUAGCAUUGGUAAAAUUUAACUCAUGAUUAAAUACUGUAGCAGAAGAGAUCAAUAACACAGUGGUAUAUAUUUGGCCACAGUGCCCCUCUUGCUGGAUGCUUCAGUCUUUGGUUUUCCCUCCUCCAAGAAAAAUUAUAUGCCAGAGGAGAAAACCAGAGAUCCAAGAGGGCUUGGAUCUCUAAAGUUCACUUUUUUCUUCUUCUUCUUCUUCUUCUUCUUCAAGCUCAGCUUUGAUUGGAUCAAUGGAGGAGCAACUCAAUCCUUUAGCUGUGACUCAUCUCCUGCAACACACCCUGAGAAGCCUGUGCAUCAGCAAAAGCUCCCAAUGGAUUUAUGCUGUCUUCUGGAGGAUCUUGCCGAGAAAUUACCCUCCUCCCAAGUGGGAUCUCCAAGCAGGGGUUUAUGACAGAAGUAGAGGAAACAGGAGGAAUUGGAUACUUGCGUGGGAGGAUGGUUUCUGCAAUUUUGCUGCUAAUUCCACAACCUGUGAUCAAUUAGCAGCAGGCACCUCAUCAGCUUAUGAAGAAUGUGAAACUAGUAAAGGCCUCCAACCUGAGCUCUUCUUCAAGAUGUCCCAUGAGAUCUACAACUAUGGAGAAGGCUUUAUUGGAAAAGUUGCAGCAGAUCACGGCCAUAAAUGGGUGCUUAAGGAACCCCAAGAUCAAGAGAUCAACUUCCUCUCCUCUUGGAACAACUCUGCUGAUGCACAACCAAGAACUUGGGAAGCUCAGUUUCAAUCUGGCAUCAAGACCAUUGCUCUAGUCGCAGUUAGUGAAGGAAUUGUGCAAUUGGGAUCCAUCAACAAGGUGAUGGAGGAUUUGAGCUUCGUCGCGUUGCUCCGCAAGAAGUUUAGCUACCUCGAGAGCAUCCCCGGCGUCCUCCUCCCCCACCCUUCCUCCGCAGCUGCAGCGGCCGCCGCCUUCCCCAUCGUUGACGGGUGCAACCAGCUGGCUGCUGCCUGUGGCCCCCACUGGACCGCAUCCCUGCCCCUGCCCCUGCCCCUGCCGGACUUGUAUGACCAAUACUUGAUGGCGCAGCAGAUGAGGGUCACGCCGUCGAUGAGCAGCCUCGAGGCGCUGCUCUCGAAGCUGCCGCCCGUUGCCCCGCCACAAGGUUUCAUGGAGAUGCCCCCACCGAUGGUCGGGCUGAUGCAGAGGCCGCUGGUGGGUGCAAAAGAGGAACAAGGAGAGGAGAAAAUGGAAGAGUUACAGCCGACGCCGCCACAGCCAGAGAGCGGUGGCGACAGCAGCAGCUCAUUGCCUUCGUAUUAUCUCAAUAUGACCAAAUUACCAGGUCAGGAUCAUGAUCCCGAGGGCUUCUAAUUAAUAAUUAAUAAUGAAUCAUUAGUUAGGGAGUGAUCUACAAAAUAUUGUGAAAAUCAAUCUAUUGAAUCAACUUAAAAAUUAUAUAUCAAUCUCCUUGUUGAUUACUUUAGAUGCUUACUUUGUGCUGGUAAUUAACGAUCUUUAUAAUCUGUAAUGGUUAAUUAAUUAACUUGUAAGUUAUGUUUAAACAGUAAAUAUUGCUAACUACUCAUCCAAUAA